AUGUGGAACUGCCAUCCGUCGUCAUGGGUUAAACCCAAAUGUUUCAGUACUAUCCAGGUGAUUGUGGUUGCCGAGUGGAGGCCAUUUAGUGAUAUCGGGGGGAGGGGUUAUGUACUAUGUGAGCGUAAUACAUUACAGAUUGAAAAUAAGGCACCCACUGUGAUCUGGGCGAUUCUGAUGCUGGUCUUUUUCCUGUAUGAAAGCAAAAAAGGGAAGAAAAGGAAAGGAUCUAGAUGGGUUGAAGGCUGAACAGAAAAAUGCAAAAUAAGGGUAGAUGUGUCUUCUUUCCUACUUGCUGGAUUUAGCAAUUGCUUCAUAGCCAAUGGAGAUAUAUGAUCUUGCUAUAGUUGGUCAACGUUAUUUAUAGUGUCAGAAAAAAAAAAUCAAAGAAUAAGGGGUGGUCAAUUUUAAAAAUAAGGUGAAUUUCUGAUUAAAUUGUAGUAUUGAAAAAUAGACCACACCACUGGGUCAGCAACAUCAUAAAGACAUAGUAUUAAAGACAACAACAGCUUCAAAAAGCAAUGUACUUUAAGGUAAUUACCAUAAAGAGCAUUAAACUUUUGAACUUUGGCGAAGGCAAUCUACUUUAGUGACCAUCAUGUGCCAAUAUGUUAUAUGUACCAAUCCCUUUUAAAUUUGUGAUCCUUAUACUUGGUUAGUAAAUUAUGUUCCUGUACACAUAUAUGUUCAAUAAUAUGUGGAUUUUGAUGGAAAUGAAACA
This is a messenger RNA of Lactuca virosa, 721 nucleotides long. The record is from the annotation of a GenBank genome assembly. NCBI's taxonomy places the organism in Eukaryota, Viridiplantae, Streptophyta, Magnoliopsida, Asterales, Asteraceae.